AUGGCGCGUACCAAACAGACUGCGAGGAAAUCCACCGGCGGCAAGGCUCCGAGGAAGCAGCUGGCCACCAAGGCCGCCAGGAAAUCCGCCCCCGCCACCGGCGGCGUCAAGAAGCCCCACCGCUUCCGCCCCGGCACGGUGGCUCUCAGGGAGAUUCGCAAGUACCAGAAGAGCACCGAGCUGCUCAUCCGGAAGCUCCCCUUCCAGAGGCUUGUCAGGGAAAUCGCGCAGGACUUCAAGACAGACCUCCGCUUCCAGAGCUCCGCCGUCUCCGCCCUGCAGGAAGCGGCCGAGGCGUACCUGGUGGGUCUGUUCGAGGACACCAACCUCUGCGCCAUUCAUGCUAAGAGGGUGACGAUUAUGCCCAAGGAUAUCCAGUUGGCCAGGAGGAUCAGGGGCGAGCGGGCUUAG
This is a messenger RNA of Striga asiatica, 411 nucleotides long. The record is from the annotation of a GenBank genome assembly. Lineage: Eukaryota; Viridiplantae; Streptophyta; Magnoliopsida; Lamiales; Orobanchaceae.